AUGGGAAGGCAACCAUGUUGUGAUAAAGUUGGGUUGAAGAAGGGGCCAUGGACUGCAGAGGAGGAUAAGAAGCUCAUCAGCUUCAUCCUCACCAAUGGCCAAUGUUGCUGGAGAGCUGUCCCUAAGCUUGCAGGACUAUUAAGGUGUGGGAAGAGUUGCAGGCUCAGGUGGACAAAUUACCUUAGACCAGACUUAAAGAGAGGUCUUCUUUCAGACUACGAAGAGAAAAUGGUCAUUGAUCUUCAUGCUCAACUUGGCAACAGAUGGUCCAAGAUUGCUUCUCAUCUCCCUGGAAGAACUGAUAAUGAGAUAAAAAACCACUGGAAUACCCACAUAAAGAAAAAGCUCAAAAAAAUGGGCAUUGAUCCCAUCACACACAAACCACUCCCUAAUGCAAUUGAACAGACCCAAAAUCAACCAAAACAACAACAACUUCACCAACCACCGGAAGAAGAGCAAAACCAACAACCUUUGCAAGUUGACUUUGACACCGAAGUUGACCCGAACAAGGAGCCAGAGAUUUCACUGGAGUCAUCAACCAUAACUGAAGCGAAAGAGAAAGACCAAAUGAUAGUAACACCCCAAUUUGACACAAUGGAGCUUAAUCCGCUAGUGAAUGGGUUCUGUACAGAUGAAGUUCCAAUAAUUGAACCCGAUGAGAUUCUAAUGCCUUGUGCUCCUUCCUCAUCACCCACCUCUACAUCUUCUUCAAAUUCAACCAACUUCCUUGAAGACCUGCAGUUACCUGAUUUUGAAUGGUCUUGUAAUUACAGUGAUUGUAGUCUUACUAUUAACAAUAACAACCAUGAAGACAAGAACAACAACUCGUGGGGUGAUGAUGAUGAUGAUGACCUUAUUAGAAAACUUAAUUGGCUGAUUAAUGAAGACGAUGAUUGUGAUGGAACCCAAGUGUUUGAUGGUCCUCUCACUCAGUUCUCAGAAAUGAUCGCGGAUUCAGAAUCUUGGGCAUUUGGCUUGUUUUGA
Sphenostylis stenocarpa is the source of this 984-nucleotide messenger RNA. Lineage: Eukaryota; Viridiplantae; Streptophyta; Magnoliopsida; Fabales; Fabaceae. The record is from the annotation of a GenBank genome assembly.